CAGAACUCUAGGACCAUGGCGUUGUCCCCGCCCCUUCCGCGAACAGCCCGGAAGUCUCUCUCCGACGCCGGAAGUACCGCCGCGACCCGGCCGCCUCAGUGUCUAUCCCGACCCCGACGCCCAGGGGAGCACUUGCUUCCGGUCCCCGGUGGGCCCCGGGGUUUCCGUGCGUGCGCUCCGGAACGGUGUCUCGGGAGCGCCGGAAGCUCGGGGAGAGCGCCGGGACGGGCGCGCGGCCCGUCCGGGGCCAUGAACGGGACGGCGAACCCGCUGCUGGACCGCGAGGAGCACUGCCUGCGCCUGGGCGAGAGCUUCGAGAAGCGCCCGCGGGCCUCCUUCCACACCAUCCGCUAUGAUUUUAAGCCGGCAUCCAUAGACACGUCCUGCGAAGGGGAGCUGCAGGUGGGCAAAGGAGACGAGGUCACAAUCACGCUGCCGCACAUCCCUGGCUCCACACCGCCCAUGACUGUGUUCAAGGGGAACAAACGGCCUUAUCAGAAAGACUGCGUGCUGAUCAUCAACCAUGACACGGGCGAGUACGUGCUGGAGAAGCUCAGCAGCAGCAUUCAGGUCAAGAAGACGAGAGCCGAGGGGAGCAGUAAAAUCCAGGCCCGAAUGGAGCAGCAGCCCAACCGUCCCCCGCAGCCAUCGCAGCCUCCACCACCGCCACCACCACCACCACCACCUCCACCUCCACCACCUAUGCCCUUCAGAGCUCCGACCAAGCCUGCAGCUGGACCAAAAACGUCUCCUUUGAAAGAUAACCCCUCCCCUGAGCCGCAGCUGGAUGACAUCAAAAGAGAGCUGAGGGCCGAGGUGGACAUCAUUGAGCAGAUGAGCAGCAGCAGCGAGAGCGGCUCCUCCGACUCCGAGAGCAACUCGGGCAGUGACGACAGCUCCAGCAGCGGAGGCGAGGACAGCGGGCCGGCCUCCCCGGCCCAGCCUUCACACCAGCAGCCCUACAACCACAGAGCCUCCGUCGCCAACGGAACCAGCCGGCCCCAGGGAAGUAGCCAGCUCAUGAACACCCUCAGAAAUGACCUGCAGCUCAGUGAGUCUGGCAGUGACAGUGAUGACUAACCCCGGAUGUUUCGAAAUCUCCUUUUUGGUGCGCAGAAACGCCACAAGAUCAGGCUGCUUGAGCGUGGAUUCCGUUGCCAAGAGGAAGAUGAUGGGGCUCAGUGACUGGCAGGAGUGGGGGGCUUGUGCUGUUCGGACAUUCAAGUCCUUCCCGUAGUGGUGAUGGGUGAUUUUCCUUAUGUGAUUUGUGAACAGUCUCAUGUUUCGAAGUUUAAGUAGAUCCAGAGAAUAACAGUUACAUUUCUAUUCAGUUAGCUCUGUGUGUGGGAAGUGGAGAGAUGUGUCCUGGUCCGCAGUGCGCACAGGCCACACCCUCACCAGAGCGGUGAUACCGUCUCAACCUCAGCAGCCAUCAGUCUGGCCGAGGGGUCUGCACCAGUGAAAUGAAAAUCUCUGAGAACCAGGAGAGAGGGGGAAGCCUCCAACUGCAUCAUAGAAAUAUGUUAAAAACCACUUGAAAUUGCUGACACAAAGUGGUAAGGAAGUUUUGUCCGGCUCCACCCGGCUAACCUGUGUAGAAGUGGGUUUCAGGCUGGAGUCCCAGAUGUCAGCUGGGUGCAGCUCAGGAGAGCCGUUGGCUCCAGCUGGGGGCCAGAAGCCCGGCGUCUGCCCGCACUGCAGGCUGCUCGGCUUUCGCUUCCCUGAACUUCAUUUGCUGAAAUCCAAGUUUUUCACACAGUCUCUUUCAGGUAUGCAUUGGAGCUUUCCAUAGACUCUGAAAGUUCACAUGUUGGACACUUAUAACUAGAAUUUAGACCCAGACAGUCCCUAAAUGCAUGCGGCCAGGCCAGCAGAUGAAACCAGCAGCCACUGUGCUGGUCACAUGAUUAGUUAAAAGGGCGCUUUAAUUCCAUGUUUGGUCCAGGCUGCGUCAGUCUGUGGAUGUUACUGGGAGAGUGGACACAGAAGAGGGUGUGAUGACACAGCCUCUGAACAGAAACACCAGAGCCAAGAUAGGAGCUCUGUCGCAUAGAGCCAACAGUCUUCACGGUCUUUCGAAUCAUGCCCUUGUGCUGGAGUUGGUGCCUGACUCCCAGACGAUAAUGUGUGUUUUUGUGUCCAACCAAAAGAAAGUCACAAGGUUGCCUUUUUUUGUGAAGUUUCCAAAAUGAUCUGUCUUCUUCACAGGAAGCUGGUCACUAGUAAAUGUUCCAUAUUGAGUGAUGUGUGACAGUUGUCCUGUAGUUCGCACAUGCUUGUCUGCUUCUGUGGUUAGAAUGAAUGUGUUCUGAGAAAUGUCCAUCUACUUUAAUACAGAGAGCAUCAUGACCUUGGUACUCCUCUCCUUGGGCCCCUCCAUGCAGAUGGCCUGUCGGUCUCCAGUCAGCGUGGGGAAGGAAGGGAGAUGGUCCAGAAACUCAAACCACCUUGCAGCGUUGGCUGCUGGAUCUAUAGAGUGCCCAGGGAGCUGGAGAUGGGUCGGGUGGCCGUUACCCACGCCACUUCACGCACGUGUAGGAGAAGGUGGUCUGGUCAUCCCGAGGGUCCAGUGGAUUCAGCGCCAGCUCAGGACAUGUCUGUGGGGGAUUACUACUUGCUUUAUGAGUCCUUGGUAAUGACAGCUCAGGGUAGGUGCAGUCAUGACUAGGAAACUUGAAUUGUAACUGUGGGAGUUGUUUCAUUUCUCUUAACUUGCUCCUACUUGGGGCAAAUUCCAGGAACUUGAACUAAAAAUACCUAUUUAAGCCUCUGCCUGUCUCUCUCCUCCUCUCCUUUCUCCAGAAGUCUUGACUUACAUAAAUAUAGACAGACCUGUGGUUUGUAGCACAGUGGGUCGAGAGGUUUGUUUGCACGUGGCACUGGGCUUGGUGAGUCAAGCUUUCUGGGCCCCUCCCCUGUCCUGUGUCCUAACUGGCAUGUCCUAGUUCUCUGCCAAGGCUCCAUUUUUGCUCUGCACAGAGCCUCCAGUGGGUCAGUGCCCCAACUCCCCGGUUUAUCUAAAGAGCCGAAGUGGCUCACCUACAACUUCUCAUGAGGAUGCUUGCACCACCAAAAUAGGAGUCAGCCCUCCUGCCACGUGCCUGCCUGGCCGGCCCCUCCCCACUCCUGAUGCUGUCCCACGUGCCAUCUGCACGGACCUUCCUGCUGGCGUCAGCCUGCGGGGAGUGCCCUCUGCGAACACACACUGCGUUCUCUUGCUCUAUCACUGCUUGGUGCAGCUCCUGCUCCAAGGAGGACAGGCGCUCUGUUCUCAUUCCCAGGGGGCCGCAGGAGUAGCCAUCCAGGGGCUCUGCCUGGUCGGG
This is a messenger RNA of Ochotona curzoniae (black-lipped pika), 3323 nucleotides long. RefSeq names its product ELL associated factor 1 (gene EAF1). Lineage: Eukaryota; Metazoa; Chordata; Mammalia; Lagomorpha; Ochotonidae. Bases 16 to 1080 code for a protein of 354 amino acids. The transcript is spliced from 6 exons. Gene Ontology annotation, cellular component: super elongation complex. The record is from RefSeq and is a predicted model, not a curated record. Gene Ontology annotation, biological process: regulation of transcription elongation by RNA polymerase II; positive regulation of DNA-templated transcription. Gene Ontology annotation, molecular function: transcription elongation factor activity.